Messenger RNA from Theobroma cacao (cacao), 1686 nucleotides. RefSeq names its product beta-amylase 4 (gene BAM4). Gene Ontology annotation, molecular function: beta-amylase activity. NCBI's taxonomy places the organism in Eukaryota, Viridiplantae, Streptophyta, Magnoliopsida, Malvales, Malvaceae. The record is from RefSeq and is a predicted model, not a curated record. Gene Ontology annotation, biological process: polysaccharide catabolic process.
UCCAAGGCCAGAGAUUUGAUGAAGAAAAAAAAAAAAAAAAAGAAAAGAAAAAAUGGCGUGCAAGUGCGGAGGCAGAGGAGGCUUCUACUACACUGUGAACGCAGAAGCGAGCUUCGAUCGCGACUCAACGAAAACGCCAGAGUUUCUUCUCCGAAACGUUUCGGCGAUCCGCAUAUUCAGAAAUGGCUUCUUUCGGAGUAAAUGGCGAUCGGUUGCUGGUAACCAUCGCAUUUUGAGCAUGGAUGCUCGAGAGAAAUCAAGAUCCACGAUAUUGAAAUCAUCAAAAGAUAAGAGGGUGCCUAUUUUUGUAAUGAUGCCUGUGGACACAUUCGCUGUUGAUGCUUCUGGGAGUCUAAGGAUUAGAAAAAUCAAGGCCUUAACUGUAUCUCUAAAAGCGCUCAAGUUGGCAGGUGUUCAUGGAAUUGGAGUUGAGGUGUGGUGGGGAAUCGUGGAGCGAUUUUCUCCUUUUGACUACAAUUGGUCUCUAUAUGAAGAGCUUUUUAAACUGAUAUCUGAUUCAGGCCUGAAGUUGCAUGUUGCUUUGUCUUUUCACUCAAAGAUUCACUCAUCUAAUGGAAAAGGGGGUGUGAGUCUUCCACUGUGGAUUUUGGAGAUUGGUGAUGCAAAUAAAGAUAUAUACUAUCGAGAUCGACAUGGCUUAUCCAACAAUGAUUAUCUUACACUAGGGGUGGACGGAGUUCCUCUUUUAUCUGGCCGGACUGCUCUCCAAUGUUACGAAGACUUCAUGCUUAGUUUUGUUAACAAAUUUGAAUCCUUUAUUGGAAGUGUAAUUGAAGAAAUAAGCAUUGGUCUAGGUCCUUCUGGAGAACUUAGGUAUCCUGCUCAUCCUUUUGGUGAUGGUAGAUGGAAAUUCCCUGGCAUUGGUGAAUUCCAGUGCUAUGAUAAGUACAUGAUGGAGGACUUGAAGUUGGCUGCAUGCCGAGAAGGAAAGCCUCAAUGGGGGGACAGAGGGCCGCAGAAUGCUGGCUGUUACAACAGCCUUCCAUCAGGGGUGCCCUUUUUUGAAGAGGGACAGGAAAGCUUUCUAUCUGAUUAUGGUCGUUUCUUCCUGAAAACCAGACUUUGGAAUGAUCUUUUGCAGGAAUGGUACAGUGGUAGGCUGAUUUGUCAUGCAGAUGCCAUUCUUGCAAAGGCAGCAAAGAUACUGAAGAAAUAUCAAGAAAAUGAGCAAACUUCUGUUACAUUGGUGGCUAAAAUUGGUGGAAUUUAUUGGUGGUACCAGACUGUAUCACACCCUGCUGAACUUACUGCUGGUUACUAUAACACUGCUCUCAGGGAUGGUUAUGAUCCUGUCAUAUCAGUGUUGUCUCGCCAUGGAGCUGCUUUGCACAUACCCUGCUUAGAGAUGAUGGACAGUGAAACCCCGCCAACAUAUCUUUGCAGUCCUGAAGGAUUACUGAAACAGAUACAGUCCGUCUCAAAGAAGAGGAUAAUUAACUUGAUUGGAAGAAAUACAACUGAACGACUAGACAAGACUGGACUAUGGAAAAUUCAUUCAAACUGUUACCAUUCCCAGGCAGAAGUUGUAAGGUCAUUUACUUAUUUCAGAAUGAAUGAUAGUAUUUUUAGGGUUGAAAAUUGGAAUAACUUUGUACCUUUUGUUAGAAUGAUGAGCACAGAUUUGUAAUACAUUUUUUCAACCGUCUAACCAUUUUACUAAGCUAA